UAAAAUGGCGGACCUGGCAAACGAAGAAGGACCAACCACACCUCCAGGCUGUGUAAGGGCUAUUUUACCAAGAAGGAGAGUGAUGGAGUGCUGCAUCAGAUUACCUGGCCUCCACAAUCACCCGACCUCAACCCAAUUGAGAUGGUUUGGUGUGAGUUGGACCGCAGAGUGAAGGAAAAGCAGCCAACAAGUGCUCAGCAUAUGUGGGAACUCCUUCAAGACUGCUGGGAAAGCAUUCCAGAGAAGCCUGCCAUAGCCCCACCUGUGUUUGUGUUCCAGGAAGAUAAAGCACAGAAGAGAUCAGCAGAAGGGUCCAGUGCUGAGGAUGGAGAAGACUCUGAUAAAGAUGAGAGUAGUUACUGUCCCCCGGCCAAGAGAGAAAGAACAUCAUCACUAACACAGUUCCCACCCGCACAUUCAGUUUCUAAGAACAAUGUGUUCAUGCCAUCCAGUUUCUGUCAGUCCCCGUCAGGAAAUAAUUCAGAUUCAGAACCUGAGGAGAAGACUGUUGGGUUUCGCUUGAAGCCUCCCACCCUGAUCCAUGGACAGGCUCCUCGUACAGGUGUCCCGAGCCAGAAGCCCAAGGAGCAGCAGCGCAGCGUACUACGACCCGCAGUACUGCAGGCCCCUCCACCUAGCAAAUCACUAACCCUGACCGGUUUGAACAGUGGUACGAAUGGAGUGAACAGAUCGUCAGAGGGUCUGCCAGUCACCCAGAACAACACAGAGAAUUGUGAUGGCUCCACAGACAAUAUGGCCAAGUCACAGGUUGAGGGAAGCAGUGAAAAGAAAGUCUCUCUGUCAGCAGAAUCAGGGGAAACCAAUUAUUUCCUACAGUACAGAAGCACUCCUGGCUUACAGAAAGCGGAGAACAACACUGACGACGGGGCUAAGUUUGUGUUUGGACAGAACAUGUCGGAUCGUGUCCUGAGUCCGCUGAAAUGUGAGCAGGCAGCAGAGAGCAGCAGAGAUCCCCCUGCCACCCCGCCAUGUGAGCCACCCUCACUGGUCAGCAGCCCCGACAAAGAUACCAAUGUGACCGAGUCUUUGGAGGAGUCGGCAGCGGCCUACACCAAAGCCACAGCCAAGAAGUGCUUGUUAGAGAAGGUAGAGGUCAGAACUGGAGAGGAGUCGGAGAGUAAUGUACUACAGGUCCAAUGCAAGUUGUUUGUGUUUGACAAAGCAUCCCAGUCUUGGGUGGAGAGAGGCAGAGGACUACUGAGGCUUAAUGAUAUGGCUUCCACAGAGGAGGGAUCGUUACAGUCCAGGCUAGUGAUGAGGACCCAGGGCAGUUUGCGUCUGAUCCUCAACACCAAGCUGUGGCCCCAAAUGCAGACGGACAAAGCCAGCGAGAAGAGCGUCCGCAUCACAGCCAUGGACACUGAGGACCAGGGGGUCAAGGUCUUCCUCAUAUCGGCAAGCUCUAAGGACACGGGUCAGCUGUACGCAGCGCUGCAUCACCGUAUCUUGGCACUGCGGAACCGCUCAGACCAGGAACCAGAGUCCCGGGUCCCCAUUCCAGACGGCCACAUCCCUCACCCCCAGUCUAACGAGGAGGAUAGUGAUGAGGAUGAAUCGCUCACACCCACUGCCAACAUCGCAGAGGGUCCAGAGGUCCAGGCCAGCGGGAGUGGGUCCUCAUAGCGCCCGCCCCCCUCCACACGCUGCAGUCAGGACCCCUACAGGCACCUCAGUCCAGCAUUUCCCCAAUGGUCAGAGGUCACAGUGGAGUACGA
Messenger RNA from Oncorhynchus masou masou (cherry salmon), 1736 nucleotides. RefSeq names its product ran-binding protein 3-like. The record is from RefSeq and is a predicted model, not a curated record. Gene Ontology annotation, cellular component: nuclear pore; cytoplasm. Gene Ontology annotation, biological process: protein export from nucleus. Bases 142 to 1644 code for a protein of 500 amino acids. Gene Ontology annotation, molecular function: GTPase activator activity. Lineage: Eukaryota; Metazoa; Chordata; Actinopteri; Salmoniformes; Salmonidae. The transcript is spliced from 17 exons.